UCAUUGUCUUACUGUUUUUCCCAGUUCCUGUUUCCCCACUUAAUUGCAUUUUUUUUUCUUCCGCUAACCCGUUGAAUCAUGCCACUCAGGUUUUACCUGGCGUGGGUUGGAUUGAAGCAUAUCCUAGUUGAACUCGUUUGUGGAAUUUAAUAUUUAGAGGUAAACUCCAUAUCUUUGCGGCUAUUUGGGGGUUGUUUCCUUGGAGAGUGAGGUCAUCCCUCUCAUAGGUGACAUUCCAAGUUUUCAUUUAAAAAAAAAAAAAUUGAUUAUUUGUAAGAAUAUCUGCUCAAAUCAGGAAGUGGGUCGUUGGAAGAUAUGUAUUUUCCACCUUUCACAUUUGAUCACAUUAUUCAUCCCCUGUAAUUAUAAUAAAAAAGGGAGCUUUAGGUAGGGUUUGUACUGUGGCAUUGUUUGGAGUAUCUUUUCAGGUUUGAGAGUAAAGGAAUUGUUAAUGGAUCAAAACAGAAGUGAAGGAAGAGGUGAGGUGUUGGGUUCGGUUCAUGAAGGGGCAGAUGGGGAUUUGAGUCCUUUGGUUGAAGGGGUUGCAAUUGAUGGUGUCAGAGGUGGUAUGAGUGGUGAAGCUGGAACUUCAGGAGAGGUGGGUAAGAAUUUGGGAUCUGAUAAAGAGCUGAAGGAGGGGCUAGAAGAAAUAAAGGGUCAGGAUAAGCAUGAUCAAGAAAAUAUCAGUGGUAAUAAAUUGCUUGGGGUUGAUCAAGGAACUAGUUAUAAUUCAAACCAUUCGGUUAAUCCGGUAGUGAUUGAAACUGUGGUUGUAAUUGAGUCUGUUCAGACUGAGAGUGUUGAUGAAGAAAAUAGGAAAUUGGAAGCAAAAGUUAAUGAAUCUGAAUUGAGCUUGGAAUCCACGAAAGCACCUGAAGGCGUGUCUGAAACUGAUAAAAGUUCAUGUGUGAUUGAUAUAAAGUGCAGCAGCCGCAAAAAGUCAUACGAGAAUUCUGAAGGUGAAAAGAUUUGUAGGAUUUGCCAUCUAGCUUCUGUGCAACCGUCGGAUGAAACAACUGUUGGCACUACUAGUAGUGCAACGAGUGCAGAUUUGAUUCUGCUUGGUUGCGCAUGUAAAGAUGAGCUAGGCAUUGCACAUGUUCAUUGUGCUGAGGCGUGGUUCAGGCUCAAGGGGAACAGGUUAUGUGAAAUAUGUGGUGAGACUGCAAAAAAUGUUUCGGGUGUUACUGAUUAUGGAUUUAUGGAAAAGUGGAACGAAAGAUUCAUGAACAACGAUGGUAACUCAUCACGUAGAUUUGGUGGAUGCUGGCGAGGACAGCCAUUUUGUAACUUCUUGAUGGCAUGCCUGGUUAUAGCAUUUGUUCUGCCGUGGUUUUUUCGUGUAAAUAUGUUUUAGCUGGUGAAUCAGCUCUAUUACCCUUGCCCUCAAUUCUUCAUACUUGCUAAAUAUAGUGAGUGAUGAUCGAUUUCUGGCAACAUACUAUGACGGAUCAUCACAAUUUAGUUGGAUUUUAAUCUGAAGAUUUGAAUGUGUUGUUCUUAAGUAAAUAUAGAGAGUGAAAGAGAGAGAGUAUUUCACAUUUGGUGGCAAUAGAUCUUGUGUGUUAGAAGAGAAUUAAGUACAGAAUUUGCUGCAAAACAAACAAAAAGUAAAAGGUUCCUUUCUCUUCUUCA
Messenger RNA from Cajanus cajan (pigeon pea), 1635 nucleotides. RefSeq lists its product as uncharacterized. The record is from RefSeq and is a predicted model, not a curated record. Gene Ontology annotation, molecular function: zinc ion binding. Lineage: Eukaryota; Viridiplantae; Streptophyta; Magnoliopsida; Fabales; Fabaceae.